AUGAGUGUUUCGGGUAUACAAAUCACUCAUAUAAUAUUUGACUUAGAUGGAUUGCUACUUGAUUCAGAAACAAUUUAUACUGAAGUCAAUGCAGAAUUGAUGAAAAACUAUGGUAGAGAGUAUACAAUGGAGUUAAAGACGAAGACAACUGGUAUGAAGAUGGAUGAUGCAAUUCAAACGAUGCUUGAACAUGAACACUUGUUUGGUAUAGUAAAUUUGGAGGAGUAUAAAGCGAAAUAUUUAGACUUGCUAGGUAAACAUCUUCCUGAAAGUCAGCUAUUGCCUGGUGCUAUGAAACUGGUGAAACAUUUUGCUAAACAUAAAAUUCCAAUGGCAAUAUGCAGUGGAUCUAAUGCUUAUGAAUUCAGUGCAAAAAUGAAAAAUCAAAAGGAAUUAUCCGAUCUCAUUUCACUUCAUGUUCUAACUGGCGAUGACCAGCUUGUUAAAAAAGGGAAGCCAGCACCAGAUGGAUUUUUGGAGACAAUGCGACGAUUUGCAGUGAAACCGAAGAGUGCCGCUCAUGUUUUGGUGUUUGAAGAUUCGAUAAAUGGUGUUUAUGCUGCAUUAGCAGCUGGAAUGCAUGUUGUGAUGGUACCAGAUUUGCGUUAUUCAAGUCCUCCUGAAAAAUGCAAGGAUAAAAUAACGCUGGUAUUGAAUAGUUUGGAGGAAUUUAAACCGGAAGUGCUGGACUUACCACCAUAUGAUUGA
This is a messenger RNA of Cercopithifilaria johnstoni, 708 nucleotides long. Lineage: Eukaryota; Metazoa; Nematoda; Chromadorea; Rhabditida; Onchocercidae. The record is from the annotation of a GenBank genome assembly.